Messenger RNA from Pundamilia nyererei, 2111 nucleotides. RefSeq names its product protocadherin beta-9-like. Gene Ontology annotation, biological process: homophilic cell-cell adhesion. Gene Ontology annotation, molecular function: calcium ion binding. The transcript is spliced from 4 exons. Gene Ontology annotation, cellular component: plasma membrane. Lineage: Eukaryota; Metazoa; Chordata; Actinopteri; Cichliformes; Cichlidae. The record is from RefSeq and is a predicted model, not a curated record. The coding region runs from base 228 to 2111 and encodes 627 amino acids.
UCUCUCAUAGCGUCGCUGUCCACCAACAUACAUAGUAGGGUCAUAUUUGUUAUUCUGCACAGUGUAAACGUUUCUAGAUCAUGACCGAUUUUUCACAGACAAAAGCAGCGAGGUAGCAACGUUUCUAGUUGGAAUUGCAUACAUAGUUCGAAGAGGAUUCCGGUGACUGCUCAUUUUUACUCCAAAAGGCUUGCCCUUGGCGGAUUCCUUAUCGAUUUAAAAGGAAAAUGGAAAACAAAGCAUCUCCGGGGUUCUGGCUCGUCUUCUCGGGAGUAUUUCUUCUGGCGCUGCAAACGGUUUGUGGAGAUGUUGCUUAUUCUUUUCCGGAAGAAGUUAAACGAGGCUCUGUUAUCGAAAAUAUCGCAAAAGAUAUAGGAAUUGAGGUGGGAAAACUGGCUACUCGAAAGGCUCGUAUUGAUGUUGACAGGAGCAGCAAAGGGUAUUUUGAAAUUAAUAGGAGUACUGGAGAUGUGAUUGUUACCGAGAGGAUUGACAGAGAGGGUCUUUGUGGCAAAAAAUCUACUUGCAUUUUAAAACAAGAGCUUGUUUUGGAGGAGCCUUUAGAGCUGCAUCGCAUUAGCUUCCACAUUCAAGACAUCAACGAUAAUUCACCGCAGUUUAAGAAGGAUACCAUCAAAUUUGAAAUAAGUGAAUCUGCAGCUAAAGGAAGUCGCUAUCGUUUAGAUGAAGCUCAUGAUGCUGAUAUCGGACAAAACGCAAUCCAGGGAUAUAGUAUUGAAACAAAUGAAUAUUUCCGAUUGAAUGUUAUUGAAAAAGGUGGUGGAGGAAAAUACAGCGAGUUAAUUCUACAAAAAGAGUUGGAUAGAGAACAAAAGACAGAGCUAACGAUUGAGCUUGUUGCAACUGAUGGGGGCACGCCUCAGCGAUCGGGUACUGCGGUUAUUCAUGUUAGCGUGCUGGAUGCCAAUGAUAACGCACCAGUAUUUAGUCAGGCCGUUUAUGGAGCCAGUGUACUUGAAAACUCCCCGUUAGACAUAGUUGUGAUCACAGUAAGCGCGACUGACGCAGAUGAAGGCGUCAACGGAGAAGUGACGUACGAAUUUGAUCACAUUUCAGAUGAAAGUUUUAACGUGUUUUCUAUUGAUCAGAAGAGCGGUGAAGUCCGAGUAAGUGGGCCAAUAGAUUACGAGCACUUGUCGUCAUACGAAAUGCAAAUUACUGCAAAGGACGGUCUCGGGUUGGUCUCAUACUGUACCUUAAUAAUUGAAAUUACAGAUGUCAAUGACAACGCUCCAAUAACAACUAUUAAGUCCCUGAAAAAUCCUGUACCAGAAAAUUCACCACCAGGUACAGAGGUAGGAAUCGUUAACGUGCAGGACAGAGACUCUGAGAGUAACGGGCAAGUCCGCUGCUCCAUCCAGCAGGGUGUCCCCUUUAAGCUGGUUCCUUCUAUUAAAAACUAUUAUUCUCUGGUGACCACCGGACAACUGGACCGCGAACUAGUGUCUGAUUACAACAUUACAAUCACUGCCACUGACGAGGGCUCUCCACCUCUGUCCUCUUCUAAAAGUGUUCAGUUAUCUGUAGCUGACAUCAACGACAACCCACCUGUGUUUGAGGAACAGUCGUACAGCGCAUAUGUGAGUGAGAAUAACAAACCUGGCUCCACUUUAUGUUCCGUUAGUGCUCGAGACCCCGACUGGAGACAGAACGGUACAGUGGUUUAUUCUCUGUUAGCUGGUGAGGUGAACGAACUGAAGGAUCUGUCUUAUAAUGAGAGCAAUUCCAAACUGACCUCUUAUCUGAUCAUCGCACUGGUGUCUGUGUCCACGUUUUUUCUGACUUUCAUCAUCAUCAUCCUGGGUUUGAGAUUUUGUCGCAGGAGAAAGCCCAGACUGUUGUUUGAUGGAGCAGUUGCCAUCCCCAGCGGUUAUCUCCCUCCUAAUUACACAGAUGUUGAUGGCACAGGAACUUUACGCAGCACUUACAACUAUGACGCGUACCUGACCACAGGUUCAAGAACCAGUGACUUUAAGUUUGUGACAUCAUACAAUGACAACACGCUGCCUGCUGACCAGACUCUGAAGAAAAGUCCAUCAGACUUUGCUGAUGUCUUUGGAGAUUCUUUGGAGACUCUGGAGCCUUACUAA